Molecule: messenger RNA, 396 nt
Organism: Paramecium sonneborni
Lineage: Eukaryota; Ciliophora; Oligohymenophorea; Peniculida; Parameciidae
Source: the annotation of a GenBank genome assembly
AGCAACCAUAAAAAAUAGUUCCAUAAUCUAUGUUAAAUGUUUCUUAGCCUUUUUAUCAACCUUUAGAAACUAUUUAGAGUUUAAAAGAAGAACAUGAUAAUUCAAAAAACGACUCAUUACUUAUAAUUCAAACACCUUCUCAUCGUAAAUAGCCAUCCAUUAAUUUAGUUUAAGGUCGUUUUUUAUCAUUUAUUUCUAGACUCAUAUGAUUCUAAGUAAUUUGCAGGAAUGGAAGAAUAAGAUAUUUCCCCUUUUAAUCAACAUAGAAAGAUGUUAGAAUAUAGUCCAAUUAAUUUUUAGUAUGCUCAUCAUCAACCCAAUUUUACUAUGAUUUAGGAAGAGAUCAAAGAAUUAAAAUGUUAAAUUGAUAAUAUUAACUUUGAAUAUCACAUUUGA